AUGAGGCAAAGGUCACCACAUCACAACCAGAGGACUUGGGCUGAACUAUGUUGUUUGGGUUGGUCCUGCAUACAGCUCUUCUGGGCAAGGGUGGUCUUGCGCAAAUUGCUUAACAUGGGAAGCAACGACUCUGAUUACAGUGCUGACCCUGAUGAUGAUGAUGAUGAUGAAGGGGAUCCUAUUAGUGAUUCAGACAAUGAAGAGUGGCCAAGACAGUCGCGGUUUAUGGACAACAGAGGUGAUGAAGCUCCUAGUGAAUCAAAUGAAUUUCUUCCAAGGUUAAGGAGGCAAAAGUCUUCGACUUAUAGAUCUCAGUAUAUAAACAUGAAGGAGUUGAGGGUAUGUGUUGGCACUUGGAAUGUUGGAGGAAGACUUCCACCUGAUGAUCUAGAUGUUGAUGAAUGGUUUGGUGUCAAUGAACCGGCUGACAUCUAUGUCCUUGGUCUUCAAGAGAUUGUUCCCUUAAACCCUGGUAACAUUUUUGGUGCUGAAGAUACUCGUCCUGUUCAAAAAUGGGAGAAUAUUAUUCGGGAAACACUGAAUAGAGUUCGACCUGCAGAACUGAAGAUAAAAUCCUUUAGUGAUCCUCCAUCUCCAUCAAGAUUUAAGCCAUCAGAUGAUGUCCCUGGUAUAGAAGAAGAAAUAUUACUUGAAAGUGAUAGUGACAUUGGUGAGGAAGUACAUCCUUUGGAUGAAGAACACAAUAUUUGUGAUGGAGGUACUAACGGAACAAUCACGGAUGAAAUCAUGAAUACAAAUUUAUUGGCUUCCAAUGCUGCUGAUAUUGCCAACUCCGGUAUGCCAGAUGAAAUUGAUUUAAAGAGACAGUUUUCCUUUCCAAAGAGGUUUGAUAGGCUACAAGGUUCGCAAGAAAACAUGGACACAUCAUAUGCCCAACAGGCCACUAAACUAACCCGAAUGCUUAGUGGGUCUGAAAGGAUUGGUUUGAGCUGGCCAGAGCCACCACUACAUCUGUUAUCCCAGCGAGGUUUGGAGAGGCCAACUUCUUUUAAAUCAGUCAAAUCCUUUAAAUCAUCAAAGUCGUUCAGAACAUAUAAUUCUUUCAAGUCAAUUAUGGAUGAAAUACCUGGGAUUGGUUUGCUUCCUGAAAUUGACCUUGAAGCUUUAAGGAAGCGGAAAAGAAGAUCUUCAUAUGUAAGGAUUGUGAGCAAGCAGAUGGUUGGGAUUUUCAUCACCGUAUGGGUUCGUCGAAGCUUGCGUAAACAUAUUCAGAAUGUAAAGGUUUCAACGGUUGGUGUUGGUGUUAUGGGCUAUAUUGGUAACAAGGGAUCAAUAUCUGUAAGCAUGUCCAUAUAUCAGACGCUAUUUUGUUUCAUAUGCACUCACCUUACAUCCGGUGAAAAGGAAGGAGAUGAACUUAAAAGAAAUGCUGAUGUUCAUGAGAUACUUCGUAGAACCCAUUUUCAUUCACUUUCUUAUAUUGGACUUCCCAAAAGAAUCCUUGAUCACGAACGUAUAAUUUGGUUGGGUGAUCUGAAUUACCGUAUCAACUUAUCAAAUGUGGAAACAAGAGCCCUUAUCUCAAAAAAGCAGUGGUCAAAAUUGGUUGAGAAAGACCAGCUUGUGCAAGAACUCAACAACGGUGCAUUUGGAGGAUGGUCGGAAGGCAUGUUAAACUUCCCACCAACUUAUAAAUAUGAGGUUAAUUCAGAUAAGUACUAUGGAGAUGAUCCCAAGGUUGGAAAGCGUGCACCAGCUUGGUGUGAUCGGAUUCUUUCAUAUGGAAAGGGAAUGAGAUUACUGAGUUAUAGAAGGGCUGAGCUCAAGCUGUCAGAUCACAGACCCGUGACUGCCACAUAUAUGGCUGAUGUUGAGAUGUUCUCUCCCAGGAAGCUACAGCGAGCCCUAACUUUCACUGAUGCAGAGAUUGAAAAUGAAGAGGUCAUAAAAAAACUUAGGGAUACAUAAUGAGUUCUAAAGGAUGUAAGUAUUUGCAGAAUUUCAAGGAGCAUCAGUAACAGCUACUUCACAAAGAAGAUUGCCAAACUUGAUAUUAGAUUCAUUCAUUCAUUCAUUUUUUUUUUUUAAUUUUUUUUUACGUCAACGUUUGUAUAGGAAACAGUUUUAUGAUUUGUCUUUUAGGUAUCCUACCAAUAGGAUUUAGUACUAGUUGGUUAAUUGGCUGCAUCAUGUGUAUGUCCUUCUAGGUUUGAGGAGUUCAUUGUAUCAAGAUC
This is a messenger RNA of Gastrolobium bilobum, 2195 nucleotides long. RefSeq names its product type IV inositol polyphosphate 5-phosphatase 3-like. Bases 1 to 1929 code for a protein of 642 amino acids. NCBI's taxonomy places the organism in Eukaryota, Viridiplantae, Streptophyta, Magnoliopsida, Fabales, Fabaceae. Gene Ontology annotation, biological process: phosphatidylinositol dephosphorylation. The transcript has 11 exons. Gene Ontology annotation, molecular function: phosphatidylinositol-3,4,5-trisphosphate 5-phosphatase activity; inositol-polyphosphate 5-phosphatase activity; phosphatidylinositol-4,5-bisphosphate 5-phosphatase activity. The record is from RefSeq and is a predicted model, not a curated record.